GUGGUUUGGGAACGUGCACCGUGGAGUGUAAAUAGAACUGUGCGUGUUGACGUACAAGCUGGGAAAACUACGUGAAACUGGCAACGGGUAAAACUUCCAGGAGGCUGAGAGACUAGCAGAAGGGUGCAAGAGGAAGAAGCCAAGCCCCCCUGAACAAGCAGAAGUCCAGGCCCCGUCGGGGAAUGUCUGCACCCAACAUAACCAGGGACCCCUCUGACAUGGCUAAACUCCUUCACCUCAUCUUCCUCUCCACGUUCUGGGGCAUGCAGAUAUGGGUCACUUUCAUAGCAGGGUUUGUGAUGGAUAACAACCUGUCCAGGCACACCUUUGGCUUCAUACAGAGCAGACUGUUCCCUUUCUACUUCCACAUUGGCUCUGCGUGCGCCUUCUUCAACUUGACCAUCUUUGCCAUGUAUCACCCCAGCGACCUUCUCAGCGAGGAGGACACCUUCCAGAUCUUCAUCUUCUUUGUGUGCGUCACGGUAGCUGCGGUCAACGCCCAGUGGUUCGGUCAGAUGACCUCGGAGAUCAUGGCUGACAUGCAUCUGAUUGAGCAGGGCUGCGGGCUGGGUCAUGACAUCGGCCUGUCCUCAAACCAAGAGGCCUACGCCAAGCUCAGCGAGGCGGACCCCAAAUACAAAAAGCUGGCCAGCAAGCUGACCCUGUACCACAGCCUCUCCUCCCUCUGCAACCUCUGCUGCAUCCUCUGCAACGGCACCAGUCUCUACUACCUGGCUGCUAACAUGUCCACGCUGUAAUGCAGAGCCGCCUGUCUUUUAACAGAUUUGUGGCAGCUGAGAGACACCAAUGAAAUCUGAAUCGUCCACCAAAGUUUUUUGUUUGUAUGCUGUAUAGUUUAAAGAUGAACCAGGUGUGUGUCGCCCACUGCAAGUGUGCAGUAAAUGUGCUACUUUACAGAAGUUCCGUUUCACAUACCGAAGAAAGCACUGACAAAUAUCAUCCUGCUGUUUCAUUUCUUACCUGUGUACAGCAUCCUGUUGUGUGUGUGUGCUUCUCUGUUGUUGCUUCUUUAGAUCGUUGUUUACCACUUCCACCAUCACAACUCCUAGCUCAGGGACAUGCAGUGUAGACAGUGGAUAUGAACAGUAGCAUGCGGUGGCUAUGCCAGUGAGACAUCGGUCUGUAACUUCACAAAAAGCAUGGGGACAGCACUCUAAGCUCUUUGUAUGACUGGGCAGCAGUGUGGAGUAGUGGUUAGGGCUCUGGACUCUUGACCGGAGGGUUGUGGGUUCAAUCCCCAGU
Messenger RNA from Acipenser ruthenus (sterlet), 1263 nucleotides. Its product is annotated as transmembrane protein 205-like. The transcript is spliced from 4 exons. The record is from RefSeq and is a predicted model, not a curated record. Bases 183 to 758 code for a protein of 191 amino acids. Lineage: Eukaryota; Metazoa; Chordata; Actinopteri; Acipenseriformes; Acipenseridae.